GUGUUGUUGAGCAUAUAGCCCUGACCUUUGAAUAUUUUUGUCAAAACAAAGCCUCCAGCCUGAAAAAGAAACAAGACUUAUCAAGUUUCAGUUGAAGUAUAAUGUCAAACGAAUCAGAGACAAGAAUUUCUCUGGCAGAAGAUAAAGGAUUUUCGAUGGUGUUAAAACACAAAAUAGAUAAACUAAGAAAUAUAAUAACGGUGGAACCAUUGGUAGGAUUCUAUCAAUUAGGACUAUUUUUAACGAAACCGGCAUUGGAUAGCUUAGAACUUGAAAAAGCUUGUAGGAUAAGUUUAGGAUAUAAUGAUACAGUAUGUAAUGCUGUUAUUGGAGGUAACCAUCAGCAGUUUUCAGACCAAAAUGACAGCAUUCAGGUUGUAGUGAGUAAAAUGCAUAUGUGGCAACACGUAAUGCAGAGUAUAGUACCAUUACUUCUUAUCAUUUUCCUUGGCACCUACAGUGACAAAUACAAAUGGAGAAGGCCGUUUUUCAUAAUACCUCUGGUAGGACAUCUCAUAGGUAACAUAGGAUGUAUGUUGUGCGUCUUAAACAUGACAACUUGGCCGCUAGAAGCUCAAUCUGUAUUCCAGAAAGUAGUUCCUUCGAUAUGUGGAUCUCAAGUAAUAGUUUCGAUGGCUACGACGGCUUAUAUAGCUGAUGUGAGCGAUGUUAAAUCUAGAACAUUCAGAUUAGGAGUGACUACAAUAGUAAUAAAUAUAUCGGUACUUUUAGCUAAUUCCAUAUCGGGUGUUGUUUUUACGAAAAUCGGCUAUAACGGUGUUUUAUCAGUUUCAUCGUUGAUGUUCAUUCUAGGUAUUAUAUACGCUUCAUUAUGGAUCAAGGAAUAUCAACCAACUUUCGAGAAAAAUAAAUUAGCACAUUUAUUUAUGAAUAUGUUUGAUCCUAAAAAUGCCAUGGAAACUAUCACAGUCAUUUUUAAAACGAAGGGGAAAAGUAAACACCUGUAUGCGAUGCUAUUAUUCGUCAUGAUUUAUCAAUCUGCUCUAGAAGGAGAAAAUAAUCUACUGUAUCUUUACGUACAAAAUGUGUUCCAUUGGACUGUCGUAGAUUAUGCUUACUUUUUAACUGCAAAUUCUGCAGUAUCAGUAGUCGGUAAUAUUUUAGGAUUAUGUGUGUUCGUGAAAGUUCUAGGAGCUGGUGAUCUUGUCAUUUUAUUUAUGACGGUAUUAACGAAAUUAAUUUCUGAAAUAAUAUUUGGUUGCGCCAAAUCAUCUGUUGUAUUCUAUAUAGGUACUGUAGCUGGUAUAGUAACAAAAUUGUACAAAAUAAUAAAAAGAUCAUAUGCGACAAAAUUGGUAACGCGAGAAGAUACCGCAAAAACCCAAUCGCUAUUUAGUCUUUCCGAAGCCAUUUCCCCAGCUGUGGCUGUACCUUUAUAUAAUUUAAUUUAUGUUAAUACCUUACAUACUUUUCCAGCUGCUGCCAUAUUCUUCAGCGUGCUUCUUUACAGCAUUUGUUGUUGCCUAGUAAUGUGGAUGUACUGUUCAACCAAAAUAGAAAAUAAUAAUGAAUUUAUUGAAGGAGAAGGUCGAGACAUGAAAACAGAAAUGGAGAUUCUUCAUAUGUGAUUUUAUUUAAAUAAAUUUAUUAUUCUA
Molecule: messenger RNA, 1616 nt
Organism: Diorhabda sublineata
Lineage: Eukaryota; Metazoa; Arthropoda; Insecta; Coleoptera; Chrysomelidae
Product: solute carrier family 46 member 3-like
Exons: 7
Coding region: 102-1589 (495 amino acids)
Biological process (GO): transmembrane transport
Cellular component (GO): membrane
Molecular function (GO): transmembrane transporter activity
Source: RefSeq, a predicted model, not a curated record